UUAAUACGUCUUAGACACCCGGACAUUGACUUAGAUGCCUGGGGAGAAGUAGCAUUAGGAUUUAAAACCGUACCGUUCCUCCUUUUAGCUGCACAGAGAGACAAAGGUACACACAAGGUAGCUAGAUAGAGGUCAGAAGCAUGUCAUCCAAGAAGAAGAGGGCGGCCGUGGAUCUCUCCCUAGAGAUGGAGGGGAGGGAGGACGACCGCAGUGGCGGAAGCGAUGGUGAUCGCCAGACCAAGGAUGGCGGGGUGGAGAAGAAAGAUGGGCAGCUCAAGCAAGGAGAGGAGCGCAAAGAGGAAAUCGAGGAGGAGAAGGUAGUUGAAGUGGUUGUAGACCAAAGAGGAGACGUCCGCUCCAAGGAGGAGAUCAAAUAUAGGACUCAACAAGGAGAGGAGAUGGAGGAGGACAAGCAAUUAUCAGAGGAAGGCGACGACAACGGCGAGAGCGAUGGAGGGGAAACUCGUGCGGAAGACAAGCACGUGGUAGAGGCCGCCGGCAACAAAGGUGACCACGGGGACGAUAACCCUACCACCAUGGUGCAAGACGAGGUGAGCGCGAUGCAGGAGAAGAUGGAGAAGAUGAAAGAGGAGAACCGGAUGCUCCGGCGAGUCGUCGACCGGACCGUGCGGGACUACCACGAGCUGCAGAUGAAGGUAGCUGCCUAUCAGAAGCAACCAACAUAUGAGCCUAAGGAGACCGAGGUUUUCCUUUCCCUCGGCGCCGCCGCGGCGACCGGCAGCUUCCCGGAGCCGAAGCGCAAGGAGCAGGCCACGCGGCGGCCUUCAGUGAGCAGCGAUGACACGGACGACGGCAAGGAGGAUCUCGAGCUGUCCCUGAGUCUAGGGGCGUACGAGGGGGAGAAGCCGGAAGCAGGGCACGACUUCCACAGCGCCACCGCGGUCGGCGACGGUAGGGCGAAGGCCUACGCGCUGCUGGAGAGCAGCAAGCUCAUCCCUCCGGCCGCCGGCGAUCUUGCCGCGGCCGGCAUCACGAGCCAGAGCGUCAACCCGGCCAACCGCAAAACUAGGGUUUCCGUUCGAGUCCGGUGCCAGGGGCCCACUAUGAACGACGGGUGCCAAUGGAGGAAGUACGGGCAGAAGGUCGCGAAGGGCAACCCGUGCCCGAGAGCCUACUACAGGUGCACCGUCGCGCCGGGAUGCCCGGUGCGUAAGCAGGUGCAGCGAUGCCUGGAGGACAUGUCCAUCUUGGUGACCACGUACGAGGGCACGCACAACCACCCCCUCCCCGUCGGAGCCACCGCCAUGGCCUCCACCACCUCCGCCGCGGCCACAUUCAUGCUGCUCUCCAGCACUAGUUCCUCUUCCUCCAUCUCCGACGCUGGCGGCGCCUCAGCUGCGCCUCCCUACCACAGCCCAUACCUGCUCAACUCCACCUCCCACCACUCCUCCGCUUCGCCGCUGCUCAGCGCGCCACCAUCAAUGCCCGGCGCCUCUGGCGCGGCCAGUGGCAUGCAACAUCUCAACCUGUUCGGGCAUUCGUCCAUGCUAGCUCAACAGGCACCACACCUCAAGUACCCGUGGACAUCUAACCCUUCGCACGGCAUUGGUGGUCUGGCAGGGGGCAAGAGGCCGUUUUGGAGCACUGGCAGCGACGACAAGACGGCAGCAUUGCCCGACAAUGUAGGAGCCGUCAUGUCAGACCCAAGCAAGUUCUCGGUUGCGAUUGCGGCCACGAUCAACAGCUUCAUGGGGAAGGAUGGGCAGGUUAUGAGCGGCAAGGACGGCGAGAGUAGUAGUAGCAAGAGUAGUAACAAGUGGGGGGUGGUUGAAUCACUUCCACCCCAUGACUAGUCAGUAGUGAGACGCGGAGACUAGCUAAUUGUGGAAAGUUAAGGGGAGUAUUUCAUCAUAAUUAUUGUGUGCAAAAGAUCAAGCUAAGGGGCAAACACAUACUGGAGAAUUUUUUUUGGGCCAUUGUUUGUAACCAUUUUUCAGGUUUUCUCUUUUGGAACAAAUCGAUUGCAAUUAUUGUUAACCGUAAAUUACAAUACGUGUUCACUGUUUCAGCACGCUAUUCAAAAAUGUACAAACGGAACAA
This is a messenger RNA of Phragmites australis (common reed), 2061 nucleotides long. RefSeq names its product probable WRKY transcription factor 9. The transcript is spliced from 5 exons. Lineage: Eukaryota; Viridiplantae; Streptophyta; Magnoliopsida; Poales; Poaceae. The record is from RefSeq and is a predicted model, not a curated record. Gene Ontology annotation, biological process: regulation of DNA-templated transcription. Bases 141 to 1814 code for a protein of 557 amino acids. Gene Ontology annotation, molecular function: DNA-binding transcription factor activity; sequence-specific DNA binding.